Manihot esculenta (cassava) is the source of this 1892-nucleotide messenger RNA. RefSeq names its product phosphoacetylglucosamine mutase. The record is from RefSeq and is a predicted model, not a curated record. Gene Ontology annotation, molecular function: phosphoacetylglucosamine mutase activity. Gene Ontology annotation, biological process: carbohydrate metabolic process; UDP-N-acetylglucosamine biosynthetic process. The transcript is spliced from 9 exons. Bases 276 to 1775 code for a protein of 499 amino acids. Lineage: Eukaryota; Viridiplantae; Streptophyta; Magnoliopsida; Malpighiales; Euphorbiaceae.
UUUUGUUAUAAUAGUUUUUGUUCACCCCUGGAAAACAACCAAGAACGCAACCCCUUUCUAUCUCUCUGGGAAUAACGACAUGGACGAACGUCAAAAAUCUCUGAUCCUCAACUCCUCCUCUCGCUUUCCUCCUCCCCAAGUUCAUUGCAGGAGUGAGGCUAUCCUAUGGUACAGCUGGUUUCAGGGCAGACGCAUUACUCCUCGAAUCAACAGUGUUUAGAGCUGGGAUUUUGGCAGCUCUUAGAUCUCUAAAAACCCAUUCAGUGAUUGGCUUGAUGAUCACUGCAUCACACAACAAAGUCAGCGAUAAUGGAAUCAAAGUUGCUGAUCCAAGUGGUGGCAUGCUCACUCAAGACUGGGAACCCUUCGCUGAUGCUAUCGCCAAUGCCGCCACUCCCGAACAUCUUGUUCAGUUGAUAGAUGAAUUUGUAAAGAAGGAAAAUAUCCACUUUCAUGGAGUGCGGUCAGCAGAGAUAUUGUUGGGAAGAGACACAAGGCCUAGUGGUGAAUCUCUUCUUGAAGCUGCUAAACAAGGUAUCAAUUCAAUUGUUGGUGCUCUUGCUAUAGACAUGGGAAUUUUAACAACUCCACAGCUACACUGGAUGGUUCGUGCUAGAAACAAGGGUAUGAAAGCAACUGAAGUUGAUUACUAUGAGCAGCUUUCUGUUUCAUUCAGGUGCUUGAUUGAUUUGAUUCCGAAUGGACAAAAAAUCCAUGAGAUCGAGGACAAAUUGGUCAUGGAUGGGGCUAAUGGCAUUGGUGGAGAAAAAAUGGAAGUACUAAAGAAGAUGUUGGAUUGUCUGCCUAUUGAGGUUCGCAAUUCUGGGAAAGGAGGAGGUAUACUCAAUGAAGGAGUUGGUGCAGAUUAUGUGCAGAAAGAAAAGGUUGUUCCACAAGGAUUUGGCUUUAAGGAUGUUGGGAUAAGGUGUGCAAGUUUAGACGGAGAUGCUGAUCGACUUGUUUAUUUUUCUGUGCCAUCAUGUGAUAGCAACAUGAUUGAUCUUGUUGAUGGUGACAAGAUACUAUCUUUGUUUGCUUUAUUUAUUAAGGAGCAAUUGAGUGUUCUUAGCAUGGACGGAAAUGAGAAGAUCAGUGAUGAUUAUCGAGCUCGAUUUGGUGUUAUACAGACAGCUUAUGCAAAUGGAGCAUCCACGGAUUACCUCAAACAGUUGGGGCUUGAAAUUGUGUUUACCCCAACAGGAGUUAAAUACUUGCAUGAGCAAGCUGCUCAGUAUGAUAUUGGGAUCUACUUUGAGGCCAAUGGCCAUGGCACGAUCUUGUUCUCAGAAUGCUUCUUAUCUUGGUUAGAGACCAGAUGUAAUGAGUUGUCCUCCAAAAAUCAAGACACGGAACAGCAUAAAGCUGCUUUGAGAUUAUUAGCUGUUAGUAAGUUGAUCAACCAGGCUGUUGGAGAUGCUUUAAGUAAUUUGCUAUUGGUGGAAGCCAUUUUACAACACAUGGGAUGGUCAAUCCAUAAAUGGGUUGAGCUUUAUCAGGAUCUUCCAAGCAGACAGCUGAAGGUCAAAGUUGCAGACAGAACUGCUGUAGUCACAGCAAAUGCAGAGACUAUGGUUGUGACACCGCCUGGCAUUCAAGAUGCCAUCAAUGUAGAGAUUGCCAAAUACACCAGAGGCCGAUCUUUCAUACGGCCAUCAGGUACAGAGGAUGUUAUACGUGUAUAUGCAGAGGCAUCAACACAAGAAGCAGCAGACAGUCUUGCCAGCUCUGUAGCAAAACUUGUCGACCAGUUUCUAGGAUUUGGCAGCCCAAGAUAGGAUUUUUUUUUAAAUAUUUAUAACAAAUGACUUGUUUGUCAUACAGUCAAAUUAGAGUUUUUAUCAUUGAUUACUGGAUAUUUUUACAAGUCUAACCAUUAUUUUUUCAACUUUUUC